Drosophila grimshawi is the source of this 1932-nucleotide messenger RNA. RefSeq lists its product as uncharacterized. The transcript is spliced from 2 exons. Gene Ontology annotation, cellular component: membrane. Gene Ontology annotation, molecular function: glutamate-gated receptor activity. The coding region runs from base 1 to 1932 and encodes 643 amino acids. The record is from RefSeq and is a predicted model, not a curated record. NCBI's taxonomy places the organism in Eukaryota, Metazoa, Arthropoda, Insecta, Diptera, Drosophilidae.
AUGGCGAACGGUGGCCAAGAAAGCGAGCUCUUCGCUCAAUUGCUGCUCCUGCUAAUCCUAGGAUGCACUUGGGCCAUGGCUGGAGAGUUGGGUGCGGUACUGGUGGAGCCCAUGAGAGGCAUUCCUUUUAUCCACGUGCUACUGCGACACGAUCAUAUGCAGUCGGAUGCUCGCAACGGGAAUGCCGAGUGGCUUAUGCAACACACAAACAUGCCACACAGCAUGCACAGCUACGAUGAGCAGCAGCCGCUGGAGAUGUCCACCAGUUUGGCUGGUCUGGAUAUGCGUGACAGUUUUGCCUUGGUUAUCAGCCUGUCGCAACUGGUCUCGAAUAAAGGAGCUGCCGAGUCCACGGAGCGUGCCGGCAUCUACUUCUACAUUGUGGCUGACGUGGUUGGCAAUCUGAGCCAGCAGCAGCAUUUGAUGCUGGAGGAGAGCAGCCGUCAGCUGUGGAUUCGGCACAGAGUCUACAAUCGCUAUAUACUCACAGAUGUGGCCAUGUGGAUCUAUGAUCCGUUUGCACACAGUGAGCAUGGCGAUUGGGAUGGCAUCUUCGAUGCGUCAGGCAAUGACAAUGGAUUUGAGAAUGGUUUCGGCCGCCUGGUGCCUUAUAUGGAGGGCGAGGCGUUGGCCAAUCUCUUGUUUCACAACAUGAACGGUUAUCCGCUGCGUGUGCAGAUCUUCAAAUCGGUCUACUCGCGUCCACAGCUGGAUCGCAAGACGGGUCUGCUGCGACGUAUCACCGGCGUCGACUGGGAGGUGGCCAAGGUGAUUAGCGAGCUGCUUAAUUUUACAAUGCUGCUGCAGCAGCCGGAUAAGAACUACUUUGGGGAGCGAAGUCCCAAUGGGACCUACAAUGGUGUGAUUGGUUCCAUAAUAAACGAUGGUCUGGACAUCUGUCUGACGGGCUUCUUUGUCAAGGAUUAUAUGGUGCAGGAGUACAUGGACUUUACGGUGACUGUCUAUGACGAUAAGCUGUGUAUCUAUGUGCCCAAGGCCCGUCGCAUUCCACAAUCGAUUCUGCCCAUCUUUGCGGUGGGCUAUGAAAUCUGGCUGGGCUUCAUUCUGAUGGCGUUUGUGUGCGCCUUCAUCUGGAUGGUGCUGCGUGCGAUCAAUCUGCAGCUGCGCAUUGUGCGGAUGAGGGAUGAGCUACUGUGGCAGCAGGCACUGGCCAUUGUGGUGGACACGUGGGUCGUCUGGGUGCGGGUGAAUCUAUCGCAUCUGCCGGAUAGCUAUGCGGAGCGCAUGUUCAUUGGUUCGCUGUGUCUCGUCAGCGUCAUAUUUGGUGCCAUUUUUGAGUCGAGUUUGGCCACCGUCUAUAUACAUCCGUUGCACUACAAGGACAUCUUAACAAUGCAGGAUCUGGACGACAGUGGCAUUAACAUCGUGUACAAGUACAGCUCGAUGGCCGACGAUUUGUUCUUCAGUGAGACGUCACCGCUAUAUGCCAGCUUGAAUAAGAAACUCGUGUGGAAUAGCGAUCUGGAUGCGGAUGUAACCAAUGAAGUAGCCACCAUUGGAGGCAAGUCUGGUGUUUCGCGGUAUUCAUCCCUAAUGAUGGAGUCUGUAAACUAUUUGCAUAUGCAGCGCAUUUGGGUGGUACCCGAGUGUCCCAAAUACUACACCAUCUCAUAUGUAUUGCCCAGAAACUCACCCUGGGAGGAGGCCAUCAAUGCACAGCUGCUCCUCCUGCUUAGCGCUGGCCUCAUACCCAAAUGGAUUGAUGAUCAAAAGUUCAGAGUGACGAUCAAAACGCGCACAGCCCUCAUCCGAUCCGAGGCGGUGAGCAGUGAAGUUCGUGUCCUCACCAUUGGUGACCUGCAGCUUGCCUUCUAUGUGGUUAUCGGUGGCACAUUGCUUGCUCUAUUGGGAUUCAUCGCGGAGCACGCCUUGGUCAGGCACCGAUUGCAUAAGGCCACCAAGAAUCCUUAA